This is a messenger RNA of Aspergillus costaricaensis CBS 115574, 657 nucleotides long. RefSeq lists its product as uncharacterized. The record is from RefSeq and is a predicted model, not a curated record. Lineage: Eukaryota; Fungi; Ascomycota; Eurotiomycetes; Eurotiales; Aspergillaceae. The transcript is spliced from 6 exons. Bases 1 to 657 code for a protein of 218 amino acids.
AUGGAAGAGUGGAUUUGGGGGGAGGGGGGAGAGAGGGAGAGGGAAGUUAAGGGAGGAGAGGAAGAAGGGAAGGGAGAGAAGAAGAAGAAGGGGAGGAAGACAGAAGACAGACAAGACAGACAGACAGAGAGUAGCAAGAUUAAGAGGGAGAGGGAGAGGGAGAGGGGGGCAAGAGUUGAAUGGAAAUGGAUCAAUCAGUUCCAGUUCGGCUUUUGGUGGAGAAUAAUCUCUUUGGUUGGGGGAUGGAUGGAUGAAGGGAACAAGAAGAAGAAGAAGAAGAAGAAGAAGAGCAACAACGACAAUAAUGAUGUUAAUAUACUAAUUAUAAUCAUCACCAACCAUUUAUCUCGAUCUUCCCCCCCCCUCCAUCCCAGCGAGAAAAUCAGAGAUAGAUCUCCCAGGGAAGGCAAAGAGAGAGGGUUGGGUGAUCGACCGCUGGGAGCCAAGGGACGGCGCUUGCAGACCUGCUGGUUCAGGGGGAAAGAACCAACUAUAUUAAAACGUCUGACCGCCACCAUCAUCACCACCACUAUCACCAACCAACCAACCGACCAACCCAAGCACAGACAAUUACUAACUAAAGUACGGAGUACAAAAAAUAUCACCCCAGCCAGCCUAGAUACACUACCUACAGAUGCAUCCUACCUACCUACUUAG